Erigeron canadensis is the source of this 1716-nucleotide messenger RNA. RefSeq lists its product as uncharacterized. The record is from RefSeq and is a predicted model, not a curated record. The coding region runs from base 1 to 1392 and encodes 463 amino acids. Lineage: Eukaryota; Viridiplantae; Streptophyta; Magnoliopsida; Asterales; Asteraceae. The transcript is spliced from 5 exons.
AUGCUUAGUUUGGAAAGUGUGGACUAUAAAUAUCAGAAUGAGAUAACAGAGGUGAAAAUGCGACUGUCUGUAAAAGAUUUUAUGGCACACAAAGAACGAUCAGAAAUGACGUUUUCUCAAAAUAGUCGUAUAGAUGUGUCUUCCCUGAAGCUCCAGUUUUCUGGAAAGGUUGUUGAAAAACUUGUGCGUUAUGCAUUCUCUCACAAUAUUCAAUGUUUGCUCACGGAUAACAUUGAAAUUCCCCUCUCACUAUUCAGUUCCCAGUGUCUCAAACAUCUCAGUUUAAAAAAGGAAUGCAACAUAUAUGUCCUUAAAGCCACAUCAACCUUGGAGCUCCCCGCUUUAGCAACAUUGUAUCUCCAAGUCACUUUCUCUAGUGAUGACCAUACUGACAACUGCGUUGGCCUUUUAUCCGAGUGUCCAAACUUGAAGAAUCUCACCUUAAGAAGAUGUGAAACUAAAGGAUUGAGUUAUUUCGGUAUUUGUCAUCGUGGAUUAUCUGAUCUCACUCUUGAUGAGAUGCUCAAUGAUGUAAAGGUUGUUACUGUGUUUGCACCUCAACUCGAGAAUUUCACUAUUAGAUGCGACAAAUUUAGCCGCCUUGGUCGGGAGCAUGUGAUUUCUGCACCUAAUCUUGCCUCCUUGGCUUAUAGAGGUACCUAUCCUUUACACCUUUCUAUCGAUGCUCAUGACGCUCAUCAGAUAGUUUGUCUGCUUCAACAGCUUCACAGUGUCAAAUUUCUUACACUUAACACGGAAAUUAUUGAGCUUCUUUCUUCAAACGUGGAACUAAUCUCACAUCAACCUUCCCCGUUUGUUAACUUGAAGAGCUUAACUAUUUUUCCGAAAGAGCUUUACGAGGGUGGUCUUCCAAAAGGGAAAGUCAGUUUGUCUACUGAAGUAAAAAACUAUUUGCUAGAUAGUUCACCAGGGGCCACCUUCACAUUGUUUUCCCGUGAGGAGAUUAUAGCUAAGGAGAAUGCCAAGUUGGCACAAGAACUUAUGACAAACUUACAGAGACAGCUAAAGUGGAAGCAAGCUGAAAUCAAGACCAACAAGGCUCAGAUGGAUCGAUGUAAAACACCAUGGGAGAGUGCAGAACUUGGUAUCCAUAGCUAUUGGAGUUAUAUGAGGUUUCAGAUUGAGGAAGGAGAAAAAAACACUAGUCACAUUGUUUCAGAUUUGCGAAGAAUUAAAGAUGUAAUGAUAAAGCUCCCUACUUCAAAGAGGGUUGAGAUGCAAGAAUGUUUUUCUAGUUUGUGUGCAGAAGCGGAAACCGUUGUUAAUAAAAUAAUAGAUCGUGUUAAUUCACAUUUACAGCGUAAUAUGGAGCAUAGCCAUUUUAGUGCGUUCUUUCAAAAGAUAGCUACAAAGUUUCAACCAUCUAUUUAGCAAAUUGUUCCAGUGUUCUUUGUUACCUCCCCAAUGCGAUAGUUAACACUUAACAGCAGGUUCUGCAACUAGAAUCCGAAGGUUCAGAUUUCUGCCUCUCAACUUCUCAAGGUUAAAAGUUUUGCUGAUCAAGUGACUAAUGAUUAUCUAUAAGUACUAGUUACAUAGUCAGAUACUCAGAAUUGUAAUUUGGGACUGGAACAAGUUUUCUUCUUUUAUCUUUGUCGUUGGCUAAUUACCAAUUUCCCCUGUUAGUAUUGGACAUCUGGCAACUCACUACUAAUGAUCAUAAUUGGAAAUGUUUUGAAAUGUUUUUUCUUUUAA